UGCAGAUAGAAAAUGGCGCUGCACCAAAUCACAGCCCUCAAUUCUACCCCAUUCGCCCUUCAUUUUGCUCCAAUUCGCAGUUCGGAGAUUCAAUCCCAGAGGCGGCCGCCGCAGCUCCGGUUCCGCGUCGUCGCCUGCGUCUCGACGGCGAAAACCAAACCUCCCCGGAGGAAACCUUCGCCAGACGCCGAGAAAGCGGAGGCCGAGGAGCUGGUUCGCGUCAUGGUGAGGAGCUUCACCGAGAAGGAGCCUCUCUCAAAGACGCUGAACAAGUACGUAAGGCUCGUAAGGACUCAACACUGCUUCAUGCUGUUCGAGGAGCUCGGGAGGAAGGGCAAAUGGCUCCAAUGUCUCGAGGUGUUCAGGUGGAUGCAGAAACAGAGAUGGUAUGUAGCCGAUAAUGGUGUCUACUCCAAGCUGAUAUCUGUCAUGGGGAAGCACGGCCAAAUCAGGAUGGCAAUGUGGCUCUUCUCGGAGAUGCGCAACAGCGGAUGUCGCCCCGAUACUUCAGUGUAUAAUUCACUGAUAUCAGCUCACCUCCAUUCCAGGGACAAAGCGAAAGCUCUGGCAAAGGCACUCGGCUACUUCGAGAGGAUGAAAGGUUUGGAGAGGUGCCAGCCGAAUGUAGUUACCUACAACAUCCUCUUGCGAGCGUGUGCUCAAGCUCGAGAGGUGGAUCAAGUCAAUGCAUUGUUGAAAGAGCUUGAGAGCAGCAAUGUGUCGCCUGAUGUUUAUACGUAUAAUGGCGUUAUGGAUGCAUACGGAAAGAACGGGAUGAUUUCUGAGAUGGAAUCUUUGCUUACGUUGAUGAAGAGCGAUCGGUGUAAACCCGACAUUAUAACCUUCAAUCUUCUGAUAGAUUCAUAUGGCAGGAAGCAGCAGUUUGCUAAGAUGGAGCAGGUUUUCAAGAGCUUGUUGAGUCAUCCCAAGGAGAAACCGACUCUCCCCACUUUCAACUCGAUGAUCACGAGCUAUGGGAAAGCGAGGCAGAGGGAAAGAGCAGAAUCUGUGUUCGAGAAGAUGACUGUUGAGAUGAAGUACACGCCUAGCUUCAUCACCUUUGAGAGUAUGAUCACUAUGUACGGGUUUUGUGAUUGCAUGUCUAAUGCUCGGGAGAUAUUCGAUUCGAUGGUUGGGUCAGGGAAGGAGAUUAGGGUGUCAACGUUGAAUGCAAUGCUCAGUGUUUACUGCAUGAAUAAGUUGCACAGUGAAGCACAGUUGCUUCUCGAGAAUGUCGGCGGGCUUGGGGUGAGACCGGAUUCUUCAACGUAUAAGCUUCUGUAUAAGGCAUACACUAAAGCUAAUCAGAAAGAGCUGGUGGAGAGAUUGCUGAAGAGAAUGGAGAGAGAUGGUGUUGUCCCAAAUAAGAAGUUUUUCCUGGAUGCUUUGGGAAGUUCCAAGUCUUCGGCAGAAGGUUCAGAGUCUAAUAGGAGAUCGACAAAUUCGCAGAAUGCUACAAAGAGUCUGAAGACAGCAGCAAGCCCCUACUUUAGCAAGCUUGCUUCAAGUCCAAGCAAAGCCAUUCACCCACGAAAGGAGGACAAGAAAGAGAUCAAAGAUAUUGAUAUUGUGGUUUAGGUGAUGGAUACCAAACUGCUAUGCUAGAGUAACUAGUCAAGCUAGGUGUUGCUUGCUUCAGCAGUUAUCAACUCCUGGAUUCAAGACCAAAGGGUUGCUGUUAUAACUUGUACCGGUUAAGCUCGCUGAUUAAGAGCAGGCAGGCUGACGACAAAACUUGAGCUCUUCACUCCACGUUUAUCGAGUGAUGGCAGCAGUGGCCGCUCGUGAGCUUUUUGUUAUUUUAUAGAGCGGUGAAGUAGGUUCUUUUGUUGUAGUCGAGCAAAUUGUAAUUCUGUACAUACGGUGUAGAACUUGCAUAACAAGUGCAACUUGCUUAAUACAAGUUCAUUAGUCCGAAAGAAAGGACUGCAAGAGGUCGUUGGCAAGAACACCUGCAUCGUAGGUUAACUUAAUCUCCUAUGAACUAUGCAGACUUUCAGCACUAUGUUUUGAGUCAAGAAAACAGAGAACCAAGUUGUGAAGCCAAUAAUAUAAGGGUUUUCCUUUCAUCAGUA
This is a messenger RNA of Linum tenue, 2075 nucleotides long. The record is from the annotation of a GenBank genome assembly. Lineage: Eukaryota; Viridiplantae; Streptophyta; Magnoliopsida; Malpighiales; Linaceae.